Molecule: messenger RNA, 1192 nt
Organism: Microstroma glucosiphilum
Lineage: Eukaryota; Fungi; Basidiomycota; Exobasidiomycetes; Microstromatales; Microstromataceae
Product: inosine guanosine and
Exons: 1
Coding region: 134-1126 (330 amino acids)
Biological process (GO): nucleoside metabolic process
Cellular component (GO): cytoplasm
Molecular function (GO): purine-nucleoside phosphorylase activity
Source: RefSeq, a predicted model, not a curated record
GAGACCUUCGUAGUCGACCCUCGUCUAAUCUUAUCGCGGCAGAAUAGAAGACGCGCCGAGGGGACAUCUUCCAACACCAACACCAACACCAACACUCAGCCGAGUCCCUCCUUGACCAGCACUCGACGCAGUCAUGUCUUCCUCUGAUCCCUUUGAGCUUUCCGAGCUACCUGCCGAAUUCGCCCAAGCAGUAGAGGCUAUCCGCAAUGCUGUCCCUCCCGCCCUGCACCGUCCCGUCUGGGGCAUCAUCUGUGGCUCCGGUCUCGCGACUCUCGGCCAAUCCCUCCUAGACAAGGUCGAAGUGCCCUACUCUUCCAUUCCAGGCUUUGCCCAAUCUUCCGUCGCGGGACACAAGAACUCCCUCGCCUUUGGCUUCAUUGCAUCCCCCUCGGGAAAGAAGGUGCCCGUAGUAGCGGCGCUAGGAAGGUUUCAUCUGUACGAAGGGUACACGCCGCAACAGUGUGUCUUCCCAACAAGGGUCAUGCGAUGUCUAGGCGCAAAGGCCAUCAUUGUCACAAACGCCUCGGGAGGCAUCAACCCCACCUACGAGGUGGGAGACAUCCUUGCACUACACGACCAUCUCUCCCUGCCCACACUCACAGCACUGAACCCGCUCGUGGGCCACAAUCUAAGUCUAGGCUCGCGUUUCCCUCCUACAUCAGAUGCGUACGAUCCCGCCCUCAGACUGGCCUUCUUCAGCGAGGCCUCCCGGCAGGGUCUGCUCAACCUCUCCAAGCCAAAGGAGGAGCAGAGCGUGCGCGAAGGCACCUACGCCUACGUCAGUGGUCCCACUUAUGAGAGUCGAGCCGAAUGCGCCGCGUUGCGUCAGCUGGGAGCAGACUGUGUAGGCAUGAGCACCGUUCCUGAGAUUCUCGCUGCGCGCCACUGUGGACUGCGAGUGCUCGCCAUUUCACUCAUUACCAACAAGGUCGUCGUCACACCCUAUGCGGAUACGUUUGCAGCACUCGUUGCUGCACAGCAAGCCGGGGGGAGUGCUGGAGAAGACGUGGGCGCAAAAGAUCAGAAGGAGGCGGCGAAUCAUGAAGAGGUUCUGGAGGUAGGCAAACAAAAGAGUGAGGUGAUCAAGAAGCUCGUGGAGGGAGUUGUGGGCAGUUUCGUCUUGUAAGAGAGCAUAAGCACAUCGUCUAGACAAAUCUCAUGCACUAGCAAACAGCGCCUCGAUCUCAUCCAG